Messenger RNA from Trichoplusia ni (cabbage looper), 2323 nucleotides. RefSeq names its product opsin-3-like (gene Rh5). Gene Ontology annotation, biological process: visual perception; G protein-coupled receptor signaling pathway. NCBI's taxonomy places the organism in Eukaryota, Metazoa, Arthropoda, Insecta, Lepidoptera, Noctuidae. The record is from RefSeq and is a predicted model, not a curated record. Gene Ontology annotation, cellular component: membrane. The transcript is spliced from 8 exons. Bases 134 to 1243 code for a protein of 369 amino acids. Gene Ontology annotation, molecular function: G protein-coupled receptor activity.
UAAAGCUCUUUGUUAAAUAAUACUGUCAAAUAUUUAUGUUGACUUUACCUAAACCGUUUGUGUAUUUUCUUUUCAGGCGAUUUUGAUGUGGUAAUGACAGAACUACAGAGAAAAUGGUUAUCGAAGUUGGAUAAUGUGUAUAGUAAGGGUAUCCAAGGAGGUGGUUGAGCAUAUGAUGGGUUGGAACAUUCCUGAAGAGCACCAGGACCUGGUUCAUGAGCACUGGAGGAACUUCCCCGCCGUCAGUAAAUACUGGCACUACUGCCUCGCCCUAAUAUACACCAUGCUCAUGGUCUGCUCGCUCAUCGGUAACGGCAUCGUCAUAUGGAUUUUUGGAACAUCAAAAUCCCUGCGCAGUCCAAGCAACAUGUUCGUGAUAAACCUCGCGGUGUUCGACUUGAUGAUGAUGCUGGAGAUGCCGCUCCUCAUCACCAACUCCUUCUACCAGCGGCUGGUCGGCUACCAGUUGGGUUGUGACGUGUAUGCUGUACUGGGAUCCUUGUCCGGCAUCGGCGGAGCCAUCACAAAUGCUGUUAUUGCGUUUGAUCGAUACAAAACUAUCUCCUGCCCGCUGGACGGUAGGAUCAACAAGGUCCAAGCAGCCAUACUGAUAGCCUUCACUUGGUUCUGGGCGCUACCCUUCACGAUCCUGCCCGCUCUCAAGAUCUGGGGACGAUUUGUACCUGAGGGUUUCCUGACGACCUGUUCCUUCGACUACUUCACCGAUGACCAGGACACGAAGGUGUUCGUCGCGUGUAUCUUCGUGUGGAGUUACUGCAUCCCGAUGGCGCUCAUCUGCUACUUCUACUCACAGCUGUUUGGUGCUGUACGUCUCCAUGAGCGCAUGUUACAAGAACAAGCCAAGAAGAUGAACGUCAAGUCGCUAGCCGCCAACAAGGAGGACGCGGGCCGCUCCGUCGAGAUACGGAUAGCUAAAGUAGCCUUCACUAUAUUCUUCCUGUUCGUCUGUGGGUGGACACCUUAUGCCUUCGUUACGAUGACCGGUGCGUUUGGUGACAGGAAUCUCCUGACGCCAAUUGCGACCAUGAUCCCUGCUGUCUGCUGUAAAUCUGUAUCAUGCAUAGAUCCAUGGGUUUACGCCAUUAAUCAUCCCAGAUACAGGGCGGAACUGCAGAAGCGUCUGCCAUGGAUGGGUGUCCGCGAGCAGGAUCCUGACACCGUCUCCACCACGACCAGCGUGGCCACUGCUCAGUCAAACGCGCAGCCCGCCGCUGAAGCUUAGACCUUUCCAGAAUAUUCGACCACACUAGAACAAUGAGAGUAUCGUUAUACAAUAGGAACAAUUAUUUCUAGAACGUCAUAGAACAAUGUUGGUAUAUGUAGGUACUUACAUAGAAGUUUCUUGAAUGUCUUCUGUUGUUCGUAUUUGGAGCUUACUUUUCUGUGUGUCAUUUGGUUGAGCGAUGUUUUGUAAUUUCAAUAGUUGAAGAGAUAUUCAGUUAUGCAUUUUUCUUUCAUUCUUAUCUCAGUUUUUUCCGAAGAAGUGUACAGAAUGUGCUAAGUAUUUUGGUUGUACCGAAAUAUACAAUGUUAUCCAACCUUCCUCAAAAAUAAGAUGAUCAAAAAGUUUUUAUACAUUAAUAAUUUAAGAAUAGCAAGUAAGUUUACAAUUCCUGUCAAGUAUCAUUAAUAUUUCGCCUUAAAGAACGUUUCUCUUAAAAUAAACGUUCAAAGCUAAGAAUUACAAGCCCUGACAACGUUAUUUAUAAACGUUUCUAAACGACUGACGUGUUUUAACAACUUUAAUAAAACAAUUCUAGUUUUGAAACGUUGAGAUGUUCUAAGUUUAAACGUUUGUUCGAACUGACAGUUUUGACGGUUGGAAAUUUGAAUAUUGCUCACACUAUUGUUAUCCGAAUUACUUCUUAAAAGUUAUUUUGAAAUCAGAAUAAAAUAUGAUUUUAAACUUCUACUGACAAAUACCUUCCUUUCUUGCGUCCUGAAGAAUGUUAAGACUUGUGUUAGGAAUGAGUUAAAUGCGUUACAUAUUGUACUGUGUAUUUUUAAAUAUGCUUUACUGUAUUGCUUAACUUAAGCUUACUAUAAGUUAACAAAGCUUACUAUUUUACGCUUUAACCUGUAUGUUACUUUACUUUAAGGUAAACUACAAAUAUUCUCGAUCUUUUCAUUCUCAUUGUACUAGUGUUGUGACUCUUCUAACAACGACUCUAGCAAGUCUAUGGUAACCGAGUAAAGAAUAAUAUUUUUUUAACGAAGCAUAAUAAAAGUACAAAAAACACCGGACAGAUCCCGACGACCGCGCUUAUUUUGUUAAUGAGCAAAUAAAGUUAUAAUACUGAGC